ACCGCCUUACCCUUCCACGCUUAGCAUUCUAUAUAUGGACUGUGGGCUAUACUGAACCGACACAUCUUCUUUUGAAUUACUCGAGCUGUAAGCAUGUCUACAGCGAGCGCACACGAAUACCACCAAAGACAGCAUCUGCCACCCAGUCCACCGCCGUCACCACCUGUGCAAGCAAAACCAGAACCCAGAAAGCGACGGCAUAAGAAGAAGCCCGAUCCAUUUGAGCAACUUGCGACUACACCCAUACCCUCGCUGCCAUCCUCUCCCACAAAUGACGUGAACGCCAACGAUGAGCAGGAGCCCCUUGUGAAACGAAUUAUUCUCACACCCAUCUUUUUUAUAUCCUUCCUCAUUUCGCUGUUUCUCGUAAACUAUCGCAACCGCGCGCGUCGCACAGAGGCACAGCGUUCAUCGGGCUUCUCCCUCCUCGCCUACCUUACUCCUUCAAGCUGGCUCGACCCGGAGCCCUACCAAGACCCUGAUGACUCUACUUGGGGUCGAAGAGGCACAAUUGGGCAUGUAGAGCCCCAUGACGCCAUAGGGCCCAGGCAAGAUGGUCAAGGCCAGGGCCAGACCAAGAAGAAGAAGUCCUGGCAUUUGCAUAGGAAGAUUAGACAGGUGGCUAAGCUGGAGAUUGGAGAUGCCCUAGAGAUGCGUGGACGUGUCAUCGUGGUUAUGGUUGCCAUAAUGGGAUUAGGGUGUAUUGGCUUAUGGAUGGUCCUGAAGUGGUUUGUUGUGUGCAUGUCGAACAUGCUGUUUGGGACAAAAUCAUAAGGGCUUCACAAUUUAAGAAGCUGAAUAUACGCAUGCAAGGGUUAUCAGCCAAAGGCAUAUGAUGGAAAAACGGUCUUGUAUGGCGGACGCUAUGGUUACACUAACAUACGAUCCAAAGAAACGAAACGAUCAUGAGUACACCCAAA
Messenger RNA from Pyrenophora tritici-repentis Pt-1C-BFP, 920 nucleotides. RefSeq lists its product as uncharacterized. Lineage: Eukaryota; Fungi; Ascomycota; Dothideomycetes; Pleosporales; Pleosporaceae. The record is from RefSeq and is a predicted model, not a curated record.